This is a messenger RNA of Stegostoma tigrinum, 7572 nucleotides long. RefSeq names its product rod cGMP-specific 3',5'-cyclic phosphodiesterase subunit beta-like. Gene Ontology annotation, molecular function: 3',5'-cyclic-nucleotide phosphodiesterase activity; protein binding. Gene Ontology annotation, biological process: signal transduction. The transcript has 22 exons. The record is from RefSeq and is a predicted model, not a curated record. Lineage: Eukaryota; Metazoa; Chordata; Chondrichthyes; Orectolobiformes; Stegostomatidae. Bases 233 to 2803 code for a protein of 856 amino acids.
CAGUAUUAGGAAAAUACUUUGCUGACUGUAGAACAGGAGCGAAGCAGUCUCAACAGUUGCAGAUGCCCUACAAUGAGCUGGCUUCAGUGCAGAUAUAGCAAACCUGGUAUGUAACAUUUACAACACUCUGGAGCUGGAGGAACGCAGCAUCAGAGGAGCAGGAAAGUUGACUGUUCUUCAGUCAAUUGAAUUCAUCAGAAUUAGUGCUACGCUCUUUUGAACAGUCAUCAACAUGAAUAGAGAAAUCGCAGAAAAAUUUCUGGACUCCAAUCCGGAGUUUGCCAAGCAAUACUUUGAGAAGGAGCUUCGGCCAGAAACUGUGGCUCAAGUGAUGUCAAGGACUGACAUCGGUGCUGAUAUCUCAACGUUCAGGGAGAUGGGUCAGGUCGAGGAGAGUGAAAUUCUCUUUGAGCUUAUCCGAGAUAUGCAGGAGAGCAUAAACAUGGAAAAGGUGGUGUUUAAAACUUUACGGAGGCUUAGUUUCCUGAUCCACGCCGACCGAAUGAGUCUGUUUAUGUACCGGCAAAGAAAUGGUACAGGAGAGUUAGCCACCAGACUGUUCAAUAUUCACAAGGAUGCUGUCAUGGAAGAUUGCCUUGUUCAUCCAGACCACGAGAUAGUUUUCCCAUUGGAUAUGGGGAUCGUAGGAAGUGUUGCACAGAGCAAGAAAACUAUAAAUGUCCAGAAUGUCACUGAGUCCAAUAUUUAUAGCUCGUUUGUGGAUGAACUGACUGAAUACCAAACAAAGAGUGUUCUCGCUACCCCCAUAAUGAAUGGUAAAGAGGUGGUCGCUGUCAUCAUGGCAACUAACAAAACAGCUGGACCUUAUUUUACUGAACACGAUGAAGACCUUUUCUUGAAGUAUCUCAACUUUGCCACCUUGAACCUCAAAAUCUAUCAUCUGAGCUACCUUCAUAACUGUGAAACAAGGAGAGGCCAGGUUCUUUUGUGGUCAGCAAACAAAGUAUUCGAAGAGCUGACAGACAUUGAGAGACAGUUUCACAAGGCUCUUUAUACAGUCCGAGCCUACCUAAACUGUGAGAGAUACUCAGUAGCACUCCUAGACAUGACAAAGCAGAAGGAAUUUUUUGACCUGUGGCCUAUACAAAUGGGGGAAGUACCUCCUUACCAAGGUCCCAGAACUCCUGAUGGAAGAGAAAUAAUCUUUCACAAAAUCAUUGACUACAUUCUACAUGGAAAAGAGGAGAUUAAAGUCAUUCCAACUCCACCUGCUGAUCACUGGGCCUUGGUCAGUGGACUACCAACAUAUGUCGCAGAGACUGGCUUGAUCUGCAAUAUCAUGAAUGCAGCUGCCGAUGAAACAUUUACCUUCCAGACUGAACCCUUGGAUAGUUUUGGAUGGACAAUCAAAAAUGUCCUUUCAAUGCCAAUUGUAAACAAGAAAGAAGAAAUUGUCGGAAUUGCUACAUUUUACAACAGGAAAGAUGGGAAACCUUUCGAUGAAAUGGAUGAGGUUCUUAUGGAAUCCCUGACCCAGUUCCUAGGCUGGUCUGUUCUCAACACAGAUACAUACGAUAAAAUGAACAAGCUUGAAUACCGGAAGGAUAUUGCUCAGGGAAUGGUGCUAUAUCAUGUAAAAUGCAACAAGGAUGAAAUUCAAAAUAUAUUGCCAACAAGGGAAGCUUUUGGGAAAGAACCCAAUGAAUGUGAAGAGGAGGAAUUACAGGAAAUAUUGAGUGAGCAACUCCCACGUGCUUCGGACUUUCAACUUUAUAAAUUUAGCUUUAGUGACCUGGAACACACGGAGAUGGACCUUGUGAGAUGCGGCAUCCAGAUGUAUUACGAGUUGAAAGUUGUGGACAAAUUCCACAUUCCACGUGAGGUGCUAGUCAGAUUUAUAUAUUCCUUAAGUAAAGGAUACCGAAAAAUUACAUAUCACAACUGGCGCCAUGGAUUCAAUGUCGGGCAGACAAUGUUCACUCUUUUGAUGACUGGGAAAUUGAAACGCUAUUACACGGACUUGGAAACAAUGGCCAUGGUCACUGCAGGGCUUUGUCAUGAUAUUGAUCACAGAGGGACCAACAACUUGUACCAAAUGAAGUCCCAGCACCCACUGGCAAAACUGCAUGGCUCUUCAAUUAUGGAACGCCAUCACUUGGAAUUUAGCAAGACUUUACUUGCUGAUGAGACUUUGAACAUUUUCCAGAACUUGAACAGGAGGCAGUACGAGCAUGUUUUCCAUCUGAUGGAUGUUGCGAUCAUUGCAACAGACUUGGCGCUCUACUUUAAAAAAAGAACAAUGUUUCAAAAAAUUGUCGACCUGUCCAAAACCUAUGAGGAUGAGACAGCCUGGGUGGAAUAUAUGUCACUGGAAACGACCAAGAAAGAGAUUGUCAUGGCCAUGAUGAUGACAGGGUGUGACUUAUCGGCAAUUGCUAAACCCUGGGAGGUUCAGAGUCAGGUGGCUCUGUUAGUCGCAGCUGAAUUCUGGGAACAGGGUGACUUGGAAAGAACUGUCUUACAACAGAAUCCCAUCCCAAUGAUGGACAGGAACAAAGCAGAUGAGCUCCCCAAACUUCAAGUUGGUUUCAUUGACUUUGUGUGCACAUUUGUCUACAAGGAAUUCUCUCGUUUUCACGAGGCGAUCACACCAAUGCUUGAUGGUAUACUCAACAACAGAAAAGAAUGGAAGCAACUUGCUGAUGAACAUGAAAUGAAGGUGAAAGCUUUGCAAGAAGCAAAGCAGAAGCAUGAAGAAGAACUCGCAGCAAAGAAAGCUGCUGCUGCCGCCGCCGCCGCUGCUGAAGAAAAGGCUCAGUCCAAAACUUGUUCUGUGUGUUAAACUUUGUGGUUCCCGGGCUGCCUCAUUCCCAUCAGUAUUGAUGAAGAAAAAAGUCUGCACAAACUGUACAUCAGCACUGACUGCAGCAGGAAUCAGAGGACACGACUUCGUAACCAUUGAACUUCCAUUGGGCUUGAAAUCCACUAAUGUUUGAAAGGUAGACCUUGGAAAGGGUGAUGACAGCCUGUAUCAAAGGGGUGCAGUCAAUGCAACAGAUAUUCUGUUGUUUGUGCUUUACGUCCUCUGUAAAUGACACUCCUGUAAACAAAUAAUUCUGUAAAACUAUCUGAAUUCCGUGGUGCUUCUAUAAUAUGGUGUUGCAGAAACUCAUCUUUAGCAGCACAAAAUUGCAGUAGCAUAUCGGCUGCCUGAUAAUUGGCCCAUCCAGUAUUCAGUUUCCUUGGCAUAAUUGGAGCGGGAAUGUAAGAAACCAGUGCAAUCAAACCCUGUUUCCAAUGCUGAGGAAGACCAAUUUCUCCUGAGAAUUCCAAUCCAGGAGGUGCAUUUUCACAAUUGCAAACUGUUAUCUUUACAUUUGAAGAUUGAACAGGAAGUUAUAGAAGUUUUACAAGUGACAAACUUUUACUGCUUUUUUUGCUUAAAUGGCUUUGUCUCAUCUUACUCUUCAUAAAAUUAUUUAACUUCACUGAUCAAAUAAGGAUGUAAAAUAAUGUUGGGAUUUGAAUCAUAAAAGAACCGGAACUCUGGGAGCGCAUGAUCUUAAUCAAAUCAUUACCGUAUGACACAUUUUAUACAAUUACCAACAUACUAGCCAGGCGGCAAUACAGAAUUGACUCAGUUGAUCUAUUAAUAAUCCUGUUUGAUCCCAUUGAUUGUGUUACUAUCCUGUAUUUCAUGUUCCUGCAGAUUAAUUUUUAAAGAUAUAUUUUAAAGAGAGUGGUUACUAAUCACUCUGGGUACUAUCCUUAUCUCUGACCAGCUGAAUAGUAUCUGCCUAAAGUAGAAUUUUGUUUCCUGCAUCCACUCAGAAAAUCUGGAAACAAAUAUGCUGUGCAUUUCCGUGCUUGGAGCUACAAAGAGCUUGCAGUGUUUGGCAGUCUUUUUUAUGACUUGAUGUUUUGAGAUGAAUCAAUGAAUUAUUUAUAUUUUGCAUGUUGCUGAAACUCAGUGUAAUGAGAAUUUAUAUAAAAAGCCAUUCGACCCACUUUAAUUUUAGACGAAAAAUGAUGAGUUGUAAUUUUAAAACCCUGGAAAAUUGAAAUGGAAGAAUUGAAUCAAGUAAAAGAUUGUAUUCAAUGCUUGCAAACAGUAAGAUACUAUAAUAGCCAAACGUAGAACUGGAUACAUUGGAUUCGAACUGACAAUCUGUGUGCGUGGAUCAUCAGGACUAUCUGAUUUGUGUAUUACAAUGUUUUCAUACUCUCAAGUGUUCAAAUGUUUUCACUGCUGAUUACUUACUUCCUGAUGGCAAAGCUGUAGAGCAGCUACUGUGAAUUUGUAUUGCAACUGAGUAGAAUGAACUAUUCCUGUGCAUCAUGAAAUCUGCACAAUAACGGAAAAGUAAGAUAGUCAUUAAAGACAAAUGAGUAUUUCCUGCAGACAAUGUCUAUCUACCUAUACAGGUUUUAUUGCACAAAGGUCCAAUACAUAUUCCAAUAUAACAAGAAUAACAACUGUUAAUCCAUGUCAAAGUGUAGAAUUAUCAGAUUUCCAGCAAGAUUUCCGAGGUAAGAGAAAGCAGGAAUUAUCAUUUAAAAGUUAUCUGUACAAAAGCUGCUCUUUAAGCUCUGUAAUUAUAUUUAAUCUUUUAUUCAUUUAAUCUGUUGUGUAUUUAAUCAGUUGUCACAUCAAUAGCUAUUAUAAAUCUAUGGUGAUCAAUUUGUUUUUAAUGUUGAAACAAAAUGGGCUACCUGUUAAGAGUACCAUAAGGAAUCCGUAAUGAACUUUUAAGCAUGAGUCAUAACAUUCCUCUACAUAUUAUAAGUGGAAAGCAAAAACAGCCAAAAGUUCCUGAUUUUAUUUCAUAUACUGUAGUAAAGUGUCAGUAGGACCUUUUAAGGAAUUAAUAGAUUUAUAGUAAUACUGUUUUGUGCUUGAAAAAUUUCAAAAUUUGAUGACAACACAAAAGCAAAAUAUUGCGGAAGCAGUGACAAAAACUUUUAAAAAUUCAGGAGGACAUAAACAUGAGCAGUGAAGUAACUAACAGGGGCAGAUGUAGUUUAACAUUAGAAAGGAUUAAUUUGCAAUUUCUUGAAAAUGGUAGAUAAAGCCAGAGGAAAAGCCUGUAUAAAAUAUUACUGUUAUAAUUAGAGUACCUAAACAGUGGUGAAUGAGAUAAGGGGGAUCAAAAGCUGAUUGAGUGGGUGUUGAAAAUGAAAUUUAAUAGAAAUUUUAAACAGCUGAAAUUUGAAUUUAUGUAGCACCUUAAAUGUAGAGUAACAUUUUAGAAGUGCUUCACAGCAACAGAUUCAAGUAAAAUAUAAUAUUGAACCAAAGAAGGAACUAUGGAAUUAAGUGACCUAAAGCUUGGACAAAGGCAUGAGCUGUGGGAAGCAUCCCUAGAGAAUAAAAAGUUGAGACAUUUAGGAAUUAGAUUCAGAGUUUAGAGCUGAGAGGCUGAAUCCAUGAUCACUAAUGUUGCAGCAACAUGAUUAGGAAGAGACAAAAUAAGACAGCAAGACUUGGAGGAAUGCAGAAUUGUCAGUACCUUAGUAGGCUGGAGAAGAUUGCAGAAGUAGGAGUCUUAGAAUCAUAUAGUACAAAAAACAGACCACUUGAUCCAAAUUGUCCAUGCCAUUCAAGUUUACCAAACUACUACACACUACUGAUGUCAGACUCACCAAUCUAUAGUUCCCAGGCCUCUCUUAAGAGCCUUUCCUAAAAUAAUGGCACAACAUUAGCCACCUUCCAGUCCUCUGGCACCUCACCUAUGGCUAUAGGUGAUACAACUAUCUCUGCUGGGGGCCCUGCAAUUUCUUCCCUACCUUCCCUCACAUCUUGGGAUGCAUUGAUCAGGUGCUGGAGAUUCACCCACCUCUAUUUUUUUUAAACCUCCAGCACCUUCUCUUCUGUAACAUAGUCUGCUUUCAAGACAUCAACGUUUAUUUCCCUGAGUUCCCUAGCAUCCAUGUCUUUCUCCACAGUAAAUAUUGAUGCAAAAUAUUCAUUAUCUCUCCCAUCUUCUGUGGUCCCACACAGAGAUAACCUUGUUGACCUUUAAGGGCAUCUAUGACAAGAAUGAAUUUCUAAAUUUGAAGAGUUGCGAGAUCUAGGAGUCAAUGUAGCCCAGUCAGCAAAGAAAUGUUGGAUGACCAGGGCUCGGUCUAAGACAAGGUUUGUGCAAAAAAAACUUUGGAAGGUUUGUUGGGGACAGGUACGCUGCAACUGUGAAAUCUGAAAUUGGCUAAAACAUGGAUGAGGACUUCAGUAGCAGAUACAACGAAUCGGGGACAGAAAUGCUUGAUGUGCAGAGGGAACGAAGAUAGUGAUUAUAAUGUAGACAAUUUGUGGUCAGAAGCUUAGAAUCAAGCAGCACGAGUAGGUUGUAAACAGUCUGAUUCAAACCGAGACAACUAGCUGAUUGAGGAAUAAAAUCAGCAAUUACGUUAAUGAGUUUGUGGCAAGGUCUGAAGGUAAUAGCUUCUGCUUUCUUAAUGUUUCACUGGACUGAAUGUUGGACAACAGACUGAAAAGACUGAGGCAAUGGACAAGUACUGUUGGUGAUAGUGAGGUAAUUGUUGUCAGCAUUCAUGCGGAACCUGACUUGGUAUCCUCUGAUUUUGUGGCCAAGGAACACCAGUGAGGUGAGAAAGGAGAAGGUGCCAAGAAAUAUUUCUGGGUAUUUCAGAGGUAGCAGUGCAGGAUCAGAAACAGAAGCUGCUGGAGGUAUUUUGGUGACAAUUAUAUUGAAAACGGUGAAAAAUUUAGGAAGAAAUUGAAGUCCAACAGAUUUGCAACAGAUAACAAAUUAGUGGAAUUUGCAACCUAUAAAAUCUUCAAAUGACAGCUUUCAACAACUAUUCAUGUGGCCAGUGCCAGUAUGCGAUUGGUGCUAUGUUUGAACAGGGAGCUCUAUAUUUUCUUUUUAAUGAAUAAGAAUUGAAUAAGCAGCAUAAGUUCCAGUUUAUGAAUAGCUGGUAAAUGUGGUUAGCAUAAAAUUUUAUGUCAAACCAUGGAAUGUUGGAUAUUAAAUAUGUUGUUCUAGUGAAAGUCAGUUGGUGUUGCUAAGAAGACUGAAGCUGAAUAGGUAAUACUCCAUUCUUCUAAGGGUUUUGAUGGUCAUUAGAUUGGACAGGAUAAGCAUAAAGACAGCAGGGGUGUGCAAAGAAUUGUACAGUAUUAUUAAAUGAUAUAAUUAUCAUUCAUAUUAGAUAGCCAUUAUAUAUAUUGACAAUGCAUGAACAGCAUUGAUUCUGAAUACUUGUUCUCACCACAUUUUUUUCAAAAAGCAUAAGUAAUUUCUGACAGCUCUCUGUGUUUUAGGUAUUACAGCACUUAAUUCAGUAUUUAACAAGGAUUACCAACACCGUUGUAUAAUAAUGCACUCCAGCAUGUUCCAUUUAGUACAGAUUAGUAACUCAUUGAUUAACCAAUCUUCUUAUGCAGCAGAAACACUCAGCAGUUUCCUAAAAUUACCUGUCAUUUUAUUAAUGCAUAUCAAGGUCAAUUUGAAUUUCAUUUUUAUAUAUGUAAUUAUUGGAUAUUAUUUCUAUAAAACAUAUUCACCUUACUUAUUCAUUUACUGCAUGAUAUGUACAUGUUCAUUGUAUGUAAAUAUUGUGUAUCCAAGAAAAUUUCAUGUAUAUAAU